GACCUAUAUCCCUGAUCUAGCCACAAUAGGUCGCCACAAUACGUAUUCUUCUCAGUGAGGUUGGUUAAUAUCUUUGAUUUUUACCAUUUUUACCUCAAAAAAUGGCUUCCAGGACCAAAGCAAGCGAGCAAAUGAGCGAAUUUGCCCACGCACAAAAGGGUCAGGAUGUUCUGACUACUAGCGGUGGAAUACCUGUGGAUACCAACACUUCAACGAUGACCGUAGGCCCUCGUGGCCCAGUAUUGAUGCAAGACACCCAGUACAUGGAUGUGAUGUCACAUUUUGACCGUGAAAGGAUUCCGGAGCGAGUUGUGCAUGCUAAGGGAGGCGGAGCAUUUGGGUAUUUUGAGGUAACCCACGACAUCUCUAAAUACUGCAAGGCCAAGAUCUUUGAAAGAGUUGGCAAGACAACUCCAUGUUUGGUCAGAUUUUCUACUGUUGGUGGUGAAUCAGGCAGCGCUGAUACCGUGCGCGACCCACGUGGCUUCGCCAUGAAGUUCUAUACUGAAGAAGGAAACUGGGAUCUUGUUGGCAACAAUACGCCAAUCUUCUUCAUCAGAGACCCAAUCCUGUUUCCUAGCUUUAUUCACACUCAGAAGAGGAACCCAGUCACACAUCUGAAGGAUCCUGACAUGUUUUGGGACUUUAUUACUCUACGUCCAGAGACCACCCACCAAGUAUCCUUCCUGUUCAGUGACCGCGGCAUCCCUGAUGGCCACACCCACAUGAAUGGGUACGGUAGCCACACCUUUAAGAUGGUUAACGCUGCUGGUGAAGCUGUCUAUUGCAAGUUCCACAUGAAGACUGAUCAAGGAAUCAAGAACGUCCCAGUAGAAGUAGCCACCAGAAUGUCAGGAGAGGAUCCUGAUUAUAGCAACAGGGAUUUGUAUAACCGUAUUGCAGAAGGGAAAAAUCCCUCCUGGACAAUGUACAUCCAAGUGAUGACCUUUGACGAGGCUGAGAAGUACAGAUUCAACCCUUUUGAUCUCACUAAGAUCUGGCCACAUAGUGAGUUUCCUCUGAUUCCAGUUGGUAAGAUGGUAUUGAACAGGAACCCCAAGAACUACUUUGCUGAGAUUGAACAGAGUGCUUUCAACCCAGCCAAUAUGGUACCUGGGAUAGAGGCAUCUCCUGACAAGAUGCUUCAGGGACGUCUGUUCUCAUAUCAUGAUACCCACCUACAUCGCCUGGGAACAAACUACACCCAGUUGCCCGUCAAUUGUCCCUUCAGCACAAGAGUCAGAAAUUAUCAGAGAGAUGGGCCUCAAACCUUUGACAAUCAAGGUUGCUAACUUCAUGCAAGUCCAUCCUGACUUUGGUAAUGGCAUAGCCAAGGAACUUGCCAAGCACAAGCAGGGAAUUGUUGGGGCAGGGGCCCAUGCAGCCUUGUAAUUACCCGCCCACGUCUCCAUGACAACCUGGUAUCCACGGCAACGUCUGAUUACAAGCACAAGUACCUGACGACUAGGAGCUAGUUUUUAUUUUGAUUUAAAAGAACUCGGUGAUUGUAGUAUAGAGAAGAUUUUAGAUGUUCAUUCUUGAUCUAGAUAGGAAGUGUAUGUUGUGUAGUCUAGUGUAGUCUAGUUUUGAUUCUUUCAUAUUAGGAUGGGUUUUACUGAUUGUUAAUGCUUAACUGUGUUGUAGAUGUUGUAGUCAUUUUUGGUCAGUGGUGUUUUGAUUUUAUAGUCUUAAUUUCUUUAUAUAGAUUCUAGUACUUGCGACAUAACAUUUUAUCAGUAGUAAUAGGAAGAUAGCCACCCCCACCCCCCCCCCCAAUCCACUCCUACGCACCCCUCCUCCCCCUCCUGGAUCCACUCUUACGUCCCAAAGCCGGAUCCAUUCAAUGCUAUCCGUCUUGGAUUGGAAUGACUCAAGAAUCCCAAUAUUCAUUGGUAAAUAGUUUAAUUCAGGAUAGUCAUCACAUUCAAAAAUAAUCUCAAUCUUGUUGAAUAAACUGGCGAAGAAUUUAUAA
Actinia tenebrosa (Australian red waratah sea anemone) is the source of this 1972-nucleotide messenger RNA. RefSeq names its product catalase. Gene Ontology annotation, molecular function: catalase activity; heme binding. Gene Ontology annotation, biological process: response to hydrogen peroxide; hydrogen peroxide catabolic process. The record is from RefSeq and is a predicted model, not a curated record. Lineage: Eukaryota; Metazoa; Cnidaria; Anthozoa; Actiniaria; Actiniidae. Gene Ontology annotation, cellular component: cytoplasm; peroxisome; mitochondrion.